CAAAUGUGCAGAAUGUUAUAUCAGAGGUAGCAAUUGUAUCUUCUUAUCAGUGUCUACACCAAAAUUGCCAGUGCAAGUCCAGUCAGAAUGGAAUGCCUCAAGCUGAGUCCAGAAUCCAUUGCCUCUCUUCGCAGAAUGAGUGAGGCUGAUCUGCGUGCCUUCACGGAAAAGGCAAACUCAUCCGACAGUGAGGGGGACCUGAAACUCCGUAUCUAUGCCAGCUACCUCGUGUUCGAGACGUUCAACUCAGACCAUGCCUUAGAACAAGCCAUUAUUUGGAUUGAAAGAUGGAUUUCUGUGUCGCAUUCGGAUAAACAGACUCUCGAUGAGUGGUUCGCUAUUCUCGCGACGCUUUUGGUGCUUCUACAUUACUCCCAGCAACUAGCGAGACGCGUCGCACAGGGAGUCAGCCGUGACGCUAUGCUCAGUGAUGUUGAUCUUCGGAUGAGGCUCCUCAAGAACCAAGCAGCCAGAUCAAUGACGAACUUUGAACAGAAACACCACAUGGAAGACUUAAAUGUGGCCAUCGCUAUUGUGGAACACUUGAUACCGAUGGUAGAACUACACAAGUCGUCAAGAUUGCAGAACAACCUCGCUGUUAUGCUUCAUAAGCGGUAUCAGAAGGCGGAAGCGAUAGAGGAUCUAAGCGGAGCUAUUGACGCGAUGAAAACCGCUAUCGGUUUGACGCCCGACGAGAGCCCGGAUCUCGCUAACCACCUCAACAAUCUUGGACUCUGGCUCAGUGCUCGACAUGAAAGGACAGACAUGAUUGAAGACCUAGAUUUUGCCGUUGAAGCCGCAAAGAGAGCCGUGAAAGUGACCCCUGAGGGUCACCAUCACUAUGCUGGAUAUCUGAAUAAUCUUGCCAACAGGCAUGGUAAGCGGUUCCAGCGAACAGGCGCAGUAGAUGACAUCAACUGUGCGAUCGAGGCGGCAUCAAAAGCGGUGAAGUCUACAUCACGUGGAGACCCCGGCUUCUUGAGCAACCUGGGUGCAUGGCUUUGUGCCCGGUUUGAAACGUCGGGAGAAUUGAGGGAUCUGGAUCGUUCCGUUGAUGCAGCACGUCGUGCAGUAGAUAUCACCUGCCAGAAGCACCCUGAUCGCUCUACGUUCUUGAGUAUCCUAGGGGCCAGCCUCAGCAGGAGAUUCGAGAGAAAUGAUUCAUUGAAGGAUCUAAACGAAGCGAUGGAAUUUUUCGCCCAGGCUCUGGAAGCAACUCCUCGCAUUACACCAGAUUUUGCAUCCACCUUGAACAACUUGGGGAUCUGUUACGGCAUGCGAUUUGAAAGGACAGGCUCAAUUGCAGAUUUGGACCAUGCCAUUGAGAGAACGCAUGAAUCAGCAGCUAGCACUCCUCACAACCAUCCACAACUAGCCAACCGGCUGAACAGUCUUGGGAAUCAACUGAGGGCCCGGUUUCAGAGCACAGGGGCGAUACAAGAUUUGGAACACGCUAUUGACGCUGCAGAGAAAACCGUCAAGAUCGCGACGAAGACUCACCCUCAUUAUCCUACGUAUGUGAGUAGCUUGGCAAAUAAGCUAAGCUCGCGUUUCGAAAGGACAGGCGCAGUACAAGAUCUUGAUCGUGCUAUCGAGCUCAUUGAUGAAGCCAUACAAGCUCCUUCGUCGUCUCAUGAUAGCCUCGCCGCCUACUACAAUAAUCUUGGAUCAUCGCAUCGCACACGCUAUGAGAAACUGGGAAGAGAAAGUGAUAUUGUUCGAGCUAUCGAAGCCAGCAAAAAGGCGGUUGAUUUGACAGCUCAAGAUCAUCCUGAUGUCUCCUCCUACCUUAAUACUCUCGGCAAUGCGUUUGGUAGCCGCUUCAACAAGACAGAUUCCUUGGAUGAUCUGGAUCUCUGUAUCGAAAGUAUCACUGAGGGAGUGAAAGCGAUGCCCCGAGAUCAUCCUCAUCGUUCAGUCAUGAUAAAUAAUCUGGGCAACUGGCUUGAGAAGCGAUUUGAGAUGACCAAAGACGCAAGUGAUCGCGACAGUCAGAUCUACUGGUAUCUCCAAGCAUGGAACUCAAAAAAAGCUCUUCCCUCUCAACGAAUACGUGCAGCUGGCUCUGCUGGCUAUGUAUACAUAUUGAGAAGAGAGUGGGGGAAAGCCAGUACCUUGCUGCGUGAUGCGGUGUCGCUUCUCCCGAAAGUGAGCCCACGGUUUCUGGCACAUACAGAUAGGCAGAGCCUGCUCUCGAGUCUGUCUGGCUUAACAUCUAUGGCUGCCGCCGCUGCUAUCAGUGCCAAAAAAGGGCCUUAUGAUGCUCUCCGCCUCUUGGAGCUGGGAAGAGGUUUAAUCUCAGGUUUCGUUAUGGAUAUUCGCACAGAUGUCUCGGAGCUUGAACUCGAGUACCCGGAUUUGGCGAAGGAGUUUGAUCGUCUUCGAGAUGAAAUGGGCCAGCUCCAAAGCGGUAUUGAUAUAUCGACAAGAGAGGACGACUUGGCAACUUGGCAGCGGAAGCAAGAAAGAUUUCGGAAAGCAGAUGGAGAAUUCGAUGUCAUUCUUGAUGAGGUCCGAGGAAAAUCAGGAUUUGAGACCUUUCUUCUACCGCCAGCUGAAGCAGAACUGAUGGCAGCAGCUACUCCGGAUCCGAUCAUCGUUAUUAAUGUUAGCUUCUACAGAUGUGAUGCUUUCAUCAUCGAAAGUACAGGGAUCAGAACGAUUGAGUUACCUGAUUUGUCGCAAAGCAAGCUCCGCGCAUGGGCGAGUUUCCCAUCAGCCAGAUCUGAGUUAGCAUCUCGGCUAGAAUGGCUCUGGGAUGCUCUGUGUCGUCCAUGUUUGAAUGCACUCGAUCUUAAGUCUCCAAUACUAGAUGAAAAUUGGUCGCAUAUAUGGUGGAUUCCAACUGAUGCUCUCAGUUGUAUACCAAUCCAUGCUGCCGGAUGCUACGAUCAAGGUUCCACGGAGACAGUUUUGGACAGGACUAUGUCGUCAUAUGCUUUGACAAUAAAGUCCUUGCUUCAUGGGCGGAAGAGAAAUCUUACUUCUGUGGGGGUGCCAGCUAGACAAGCUGCCCUACUCGUUGCCAUGCGUAACACGCCAGGAAGCACCACGCUGCGAUAUGCUGAUGAUGAGGUCCAAAUGUUGAAGAAGAUGUGCCCAACACUCGACCUCGAAUCAGCUACGCCAAAGCCACUUAAGGGAGAUGUUCUUGCUUCCCUGGAAACGUGCAAUGUAUUCCAUUUUGCCGGCCAUGGCCGCUUAGACCCCGUGGAGCCCUCAAAGAGCUGUCUGUGCCUCGAAGACUGGGAGAAUAGCCCUCUCACGGUCCAGGACAUCCGGGACAAAAAUCUAGAAAGUACUCAACCAUUUCUGGCAUAUCUCUCCGCUUGCUCAACUGGAACAAUCAUGGAGUCAAAACUGUCAGACGAAGGGAUUCAUCUAGUUGGUGCAUUUCAUUUAACGGGGUUUCGACAUGUCAUUGCAACACUUUGGGAGGUGUCAGACAAACACUGCGUUGAUGUAGCUGAAGCAUUUUACCAAACUCUACGAGAUGAGGGGAUGACCGAUUUGGCUGUGCGCAGGGGUCUGCAUCGAGCGCUGAGAAAGUUGAGAGAUGAGGGACGAUUUAAGAGCGAGCAAGUCAGAGAUAUCACGGCGGUGGGCCCGGAAGAAGAUCAAAAAGACCUCGGGAAUACGUAUUGGAUGCCUUACGUUCAUUUUGGAUGCUAGUUAUUUAGUUCAUGUUGGGGCGAACCUCCAAGUUCAGCAGUGAGAGAGGGGUUUCA
This is a messenger RNA of Fusarium redolens, 3728 nucleotides long. Its product is annotated as CHAT domain-containing protein. The transcript is spliced from 2 exons. The record is from RefSeq and is a predicted model, not a curated record. The coding region runs from base 88 to 3672 and encodes 1194 amino acids. Gene Ontology annotation, molecular function: protein binding. Lineage: Eukaryota; Fungi; Ascomycota; Sordariomycetes; Hypocreales; Nectriaceae.